Molecule: messenger RNA, 1131 nt
Organism: Penicillium expansum
Lineage: Eukaryota; Fungi; Ascomycota; Eurotiomycetes; Eurotiales; Aspergillaceae
Product: zinc-binding alcohol dehydrogenase family protein
Exons: 1
Coding region: 1-1131 (376 amino acids)
Molecular function (GO): oxidoreductase activity, acting on NAD(P)H
Source: RefSeq, a predicted model, not a curated record
AUGCCAUCCAAUCGAGCAGCCUGGUUAACAGCCAAAUCCGCGCGACCACUUGAGGUCAAAACCGCUCCCUACACGUCUCCUGCGACCAAUGAAAUCGUCAUUAAGAAUGGUGCGAUUGCAAUCAACCCGGUAGAAUGGUCCAAACAACUUGUCGGAGACUUGAUGUUCUCAUGGAUCAAAUACCCAUUUGUUCUCGGCAACGACCUUGCAGGCGAGGUUGUUGAAGUUGGCUUGGGGGUUACACGCUUCAAGCCCGGUGACCGCGUCCUAGGCCACGCACUCUCGAUGGAUCCCACAGUGAACAAGAACUCUGAGGGUUCGUUCCAGGAGUAUACGGUUGUCCGUGCAAACAUGGCAUCGCCAAUCCCGGAUACCCUCUCCUACGAGGAAGCCUGUGUCCUUCCGUUGGGCCUGUCCACCGCCGCCUGCGCAUUGUUUCAAAAGGACACCCUCGCACUCAACUACCCUGAUGCGUCGGCUGCCGCGACGGGCGAAUCCAAGAAGACUGGAAACGAAGCGCUCGUCAUAUGGGGUGGAUCUAGCAGUGUUGGAUGCAAUGCUAUCCAGCUUGCCACCGCUGCGGGAUACGACGUCUUUACCACUGCAUCUCCGAAGAACUUCGAAUUCGUCACCAGUCUGGGUGCCACCCAGGUAUUCGACUAUCGCAGUAAGGCUGCCAUUACGGAAAUCAUCAAAGCCCUGAAAGGGAAGAAACCCGUCGGUGCAAUUGCAAUCGGGAACGGCGCUACGGAGGCAUGUAUGGAGAUUCUUUCCAAAACCAAUGGAUCGAAAUUUGUUGCGCAGAUUAGUUUCCCGUGGCCAGAGAAGACUCCAACUACAACUUUGGCUCUUAUCGGUGCUAUGGUGGGGCUCAUGUGGUGGAACUUAAGCAUUUUUAUCAAAUCGAAGUUCAAGGGCGUGACGGCAAAGUUUGUCUUUGGGAGCAGCUUGUACAAUAAUGAAGUGGGUGGGAUCAUCUAUCACGAUUUCCUGCCGGAGGCAUUGGCGCAGGGAAGCUUCGUGGCGGCUCCCAGGCCCUUGGUGGCGGGCAAGGGAUUGGAGAUGAUCCAGGAGGCCAUGGAUUUGCAUAUGAAGGGGGUUUCCGCUAGGAAGGUCGUUGUUUCUUUGUAG